Messenger RNA from Colias croceus (clouded yellow), 5866 nucleotides. RefSeq lists its product as uncharacterized. The transcript is spliced from 2 exons. Lineage: Eukaryota; Metazoa; Arthropoda; Insecta; Lepidoptera; Pieridae. The coding region runs from base 667 to 3549 and encodes 960 amino acids. The record is from RefSeq and is a predicted model, not a curated record.
GGCGGCGAGCCUCGCGCCGCCCGCCUCGAUGCCGCGCGCGGCCGCAGUGCGCCCCCGCCCCGCGCAACCCGCUGCCCACCCGCGAGCCCCUCGCGACGCGCACGCAGCGCCGCGCCCGUGACAGCUGAGUGUUCGCCUGCCCCGCGCCUGCGCCCCGUGUUCCUCUGGGCCCGCCAGCUCGACGGCACCGUGCAGGAGGUCCACUGUGAAGACUACGACUCGAGGAACCGUAUCCGUAUAGCUCGGACCCCGGACGGUUGGCGCGUCAUCCCGCGUACGGAAAUCUACAACUCUAUCAGAGUGCCCCCGCCUCCCCCUGCGCCUCCCCGCCGGCGAAAUCCGCGGGAAAGACGCCGGCGCAAGCGCCGAGGCAACUCGCGUCGAAGACCUCGUUCGAACGCCCCGCUUGUGGAAGUUCCAUCGCCUGCACCACCUGUGACUUCGCCUUCGGCUGACCAUCAGUGGCUUGCCCCAGAUCUGGAGUCACAUAUACCAUCCCACACCAUUGCGGUGCCGCGGCAAUUACCGCCGGAAGCGACGCCGCUCGACAACUUGCUGGCGGUCGCUGAACUAGAAUUCAAUCAGCAACAAAACGAGGGCUCUCUCGAACCUACCAGCCCAUCAUCGUUCGGGUUUUUGCCACCUGAAGAAACUGUGCGUGAAACUAUGUCUUACGAAAUAGGUCAACCGAAGGCAGCGGAUGAAAUGUUCUACGAACGCAAAGCGCCUUUAGAAAGAAGUGAAGAAUUCCCAGGAGAUAUGUCUGAACAUAAGGAUUUGUUUGAAACCAUUAGUGAAGCCCAUUAUCUCCCUGAACUCGCUGGGCCGCAUGACGAGGCCUUGCUUGAGUCGCUCGUUGAAAAAGGCUGUGAAGAUAAUCAGAUUUUAGGACAAGCGCUCGACAAACUCGCACAUCUUGUGCAGGCAUCCGGUGAGUACCCAGAAGAAGAGGAGGAUAUGUUACUUGGAAACGCUCCAGUAUCAGAUAUCAUAGAUAGGUUAGAACAGUCUCUCGAAUCUCCCAGCCGUAGCAGUAUGACUGCCGCUCAGGGGCUCUUGCACCUUCACCACAUAGGAGACCAUCUACAACAGCCAGACCAAGGGCAGAUCGAUAACCACACAUACAUAUCGGAUGAUGUAUUCGUUCCUGAAGAAGCUGCGCAAUGUGCUCUCGAGAGUCUCACAGCGGCAACAGAGAUGCAAGAGCCUAAUCUUACUAAUGAAAUAAAGGAUAUUGAUUAUAAAAUUGACGAUAUUGACAACAAAAUUGAUAAGAAUCUAGAAAAUGAAAUCGGUGUAACCGACGAAGUUGAGUCGAUGUUUACUGACCCAGUACCUGAUUCAAACGAGAACUUUAUCGAUAAGCAGUUUGAAGAGCCACAGGCGCCACCGGCGUUACCGGAUCAAAGUGAAGUUAUGUUACCAAUUGAGCCGCAGGAAAAAGUAUUGGAAGAACAAAUCUGUGAGCCCGUGUUACCUAAUUGUGAAAAAAGUGAUGGUGAUCCCAGUGUUCAACACACUGAAGAAGUUGCUGAACCAGAACAAGACGAUUCGCCAAUUGUUAUUAAGCAGGAAGAACCACCAAUAAUUGAUGAUAGUGUACCAACAGAUUUAAGCAUCGUAAACGUAGAUGCGGUUCCAAGUCCACCUUUGUUAAAUAACAAUGAAGUAACAAAUACAUCAGAAAACAACAUAAUAUCAGAACUACCAAGAGAUCUAAGUGUACAUAAAAGAUUACCAACACCAGUAGCUUCACCGCGGCGCACAGAUUUGCCACGUGCGCCGUCCCGCGAGUCCGAUGCGAUGCAGUCGCCGCAGCCCAGCGGCAUUCCCGCCGUGCCCUCUUCGCCAGAGAUAUUCACUAUGCCACUUACCAAAAGUAAACAAACGCUGUUCCUGGAAACACUUUUAUCUUCGCCGUCGCCAAAGAUGUAUACGUCAGAGGUAACGAUCACAAAACAGCAAUGUGAACCAUUGAACUUAGGAAAGCAUAGAAAGUCAGCGAGCCCCACGGUGUCUAGUUGCUCCGACGAAAUAAAAAAAUUGAGCAAGGAAUUUGGAGAGCCGCUAGAAAAGAAGCGACGAGAAUCCAUUGAUGAUUUAGCGAAAAUAAGUAAAGUGUUUAAUAAGUGUAGUGAAGAUCCUGUACCGAAGAAACCAGACCGGCCUACUAGCAAACCCACCGAUGUGAAUACUCCUUUGCAGCAAUUCAAUCUUUUGAAGUCACGCUCUGACUACACUCUGCCCGAUCCGUUGCUGAUUCCUAAAGAUAAACUAGAAGCUAUUUUGGUGGCACCCGCCCGCGAGAUUCCUGCCUUACUCAUUCAGAGACCAGAAUUAAGAUUACCUGCAACGUUUGCUUUCCCAGCUAUACUGCAGGACCCAGAUAUACUCGUUGUAUCCUUGACACAAUUAGAACAUGUUCUAAUAGAAAGAGAAACUAGACCGUUAACAUCACCAAAAUCAAAGGACGGCAAACUACAUUCGUCUAAAGGGAACGAAAAAGGAGCACUCGAUCAAGCGGGACAGCCGAAACCGAUCCCUUCAAUGGACGCACUGGCGGGCGAUAUCGAUGCUGCCACCUCGGCGGCGCUCAACCAAAUGCUGUGGUUACCAUAUCUUAGUCAACUGGAGGCGAUGGCGGCUUGCUCUCAAAAUAUGGACUUCAUAAAAGCUUUAAACUCCUCGGGAUAUAACGGGUCAAAUUAUCCAGAAUUAUCUCAAAUGUUCAAUCCGUCCGCUCGUUUUAUGGGCGCGGGUGGAUUCCCAGUGAUGCCGUCGAUGGACUACGACAAUCGUAUGCAGUUCGCGAUGUGGCAGGAGGCCAUGUCGCACGGCAACCCCGCGGCAACGCACCGAACGAAACCGCCCUCCGUCGCGGAACAGUUGAAGGAGUUGUCGAAGUCUGGUGACGUACAGAACCCGUAUGUACAUUCCACUAAGAGUCAAAGUAAAACCCACUCCGCUGCUCGAACGAGUCCGAUCGCGCACAACUACAACAAUCAGCGCGCGAUGCCGCACAACCCAUUCAUGCAAGGCAUGUACCCCGGUAUGAACCCGAAUAUGAGGCCAAAUAUGCAGCUACCUGGUUUGCAAAUACCGUACUUCAACCAGCAAAUGAUGAGCCAGCGUUCGCCGCGAACGGGACAGCAGAAGAGUCCGACGUCUCCCUACUAUCCGAACAAUAAUUACCUCCAGUCUGUGAAACAAUCGGAGCACGGGCACCAGCGGAGCAACAGCACGAGUUCGCAGGAGUCGCCGCGGCCGCGCAUCAGCGUGAAGUCGCUGCAGAACCUGCUGGAGCCGUCGGCCGCGGCGGCGUCCGCGGUGGCGGCGCGGCGCAGCUCCGCCACGCCGAGCGCGGCGCUGGGCCGGCGGCGCGACGAGCCCGAGGUGGGCAGCACCACGCCGGGCGAGCCGCCGCCGCACCACCUGCCGCCGCACCCGCACGACCCUGCCUCCUUCCACCUCUGGCAUCCGCUCUUCGGCAACCAAAAAAGCUACAACAGUCCGUGGAGUUGGACGACGGUGACUGCGACGGGCGACUGACCGCGCGCCCCGCGCGGGCCGCCGCCGCCCGCGCCCUGACCGCGCCCCCGCGCCCUGCGCCCUCGCGCCCUGCGCCCUCGCGCCCCGCGCCCGCCAGCACACAGGACACACGGGAGCUACGUCCAGUGAUCGCACGUUUAGUUCCACUAUCGCAUAAUCGACUUUCCUAAAUUUUUUAAUAUUAAAACUCUGCGGGAAGUGAAAACACAAAGUGAAUAAUUCGCAGAGACUGGGUAGCGUUAAGUUUGGAGGCUAAAAUGUUAUUUUUCUAUGUUCUUUAGUGAACUAUUGUGUUGUUUAUGUAAACCGUAGUACCGAUGUCGAUGUCCGCUGAACGAAUUGAUCCGUCCGACGUCGCUAGGUCCCGUGUCACCUGGUCCCAAUCCCGCCUCGCCUCGCUCGCCGCAGACGCCGGCACGCCGCGCGCCGGGCGAACUCGCUUCGAAUUAUAUGUAUCUUUUUUUGGAAAUACUUAAAGGGUUUAAGUAGAAUGUUUUUAAACGUACUUAUACCUCAAAAUAUUUCAACGGUUACAUACUAUAUCUGGUUUUAUAUCAAUCCACACCUGGUAAAGCCGUCACUAUAUGCACCUACGGCAGCCGCCGGGGCUGACGGCCGGGUUCGCACGGCGCGCGACAUUGCUGAGCGCAACACCCUCGUCCGCAAGCACCCCUCGCGUUCGAGCGACCUUCGCUCUUGUUGCGUAGCUCUCAAAGGCGACAUUCGGGCGGGUGCGUGGGCGCUCCCUAUCAUAUCCUUCGAGUUACGAGACGACGCCUCAGGUCGGGUUUAGUGACGGAAAAUGCUUUACGCAUAAUGUUAUUGUUUAGUUGUGAUAUUUAUAUUAAAUGUAUAGCGCGGCGUCGGGCGUCCGGUCGCCACUGAGUGCAAUCAGAACUGUAUGUGUAUAUCGUAGUUAGACAAGUUAAGUGAAGGUGCAUUUAUGUUAUGCUCGGAGCCGGCCAGAUUCGCCGUUAACGUUGGCUCGGCGACGGACUAUACUCGUCACCCUAUCUGUUGUAAACGUUUUACAAAAUUGUGUAAGCUGACUACGUUUUGUUAAAUUUGUCUCCACGUGCAAUAGUUUUGUUGGCGCAAUUAAUGUUUGUUAUCCGUUUAGCUGUCACGUGUGUCAGCAUUAUUGUAAAUAAGUUUGUGUCACAACGGAGUAUUUCAAUGUAUACGAUAUAUUUUGAUCUCGAAGCGAAUCUGCACCGGCGCCAACCGAGCAGAGCGGUGACGUUCCCGGCUGCUGACGAGUUAUCGCGGUCGAAGCCGGAGACGCGUCACGGAGCGGCGCACCGCUACACGUCCCGCGUAAUUGAGACCUCAGUAACUCAUUAUGCCUUGUGCGUCACGUAAAUGUUUCUGUCCGUAUUUAUUAUUGCCGACGAGUGUGAUGACGUCGGCCAAUUCAUCUAUCGUGGAAGAAACUCAUAUUUUUAAUAAAGAUUUUUUGAGCCAGUACAAGGUGAUAGAUCACACUGGAGGUUAAUGAAUUACGUCUACAAUUAAGCGGUCACGUGUACUAAAAUGAAAUAAUUUUUAAUAGUUCAACCCUUCAAUUGUACAUAUUCGUCAAUAUCUGAAUGUUUAGAUUACGUGGAUAAAUGUUUCGUAUCUUAUUCAGUAGACAUUAGGUCGAUGUGCAACCGAAGUUAUCAAACGAUCGUCGCUCCGAUCUCCGCCCUCCGGUGCGAGCCCGCUCCGUGACGUCACCGCGCUCGGCCGCGCUCGACGCUCGCUCGCUGUACAUAAGUUGCAUUUACAUUCGUGACAAAAUAUUGCCCUUUACGUCCUCUUAAUAUGAGCGCGUAACGUUUUGCGCCGCUUCGUGAACACGACGUUUUGAGCAACUCUCGUGAAAUAUCACGAGCGUCGAGCGCUGGCCCGGGCGUAUUCUAAUAAGAUUAUAAAUAAAUAUUUAUUUCAUUGUUUUAAGUUUUUGACAAUUUUUAUUGUUCAUGUUAAUUUCCUUGGGAAUUUUUAUGUAUUAUUUAGAUUAAGUAAGAAAAUAUUAUAUCAAGUGAGCGGAGGCGAGCCGCUCGGCGCAGACAGGCCCGGUCGCGCUGUGAGCUGCGUGCUGCGUGCUGUGUGCUGUGUGCUGUGCGCAGAGCCGCCGCCGCCGGGCCUGUCGCUACUCACUAUUCCAAGUUUCCUCGUGUAAUUUAUUGACUUGAAUAAAUGAAAUUACGCUUCUAAAGUGUACUAUUACAUAUGUAAAUAUAGGAUGACUAAUAUAUCUAUUAUAAUAGUGAAUGUUGUAAUUUGUAUAUAAGUAAUGAAAUUAAAUUUUAAAUACAUAGAUAACACAGUG